Molecule: messenger RNA, 1014 nt
Organism: Baudoinia panamericana UAMH 10762
Lineage: Eukaryota; Fungi; Ascomycota; Dothideomycetes; Mycosphaerellales; Teratosphaeriaceae
Exons: 1
Coding region: 450-1004 (184 amino acids)
Biological process (GO): tRNA 5'-leader removal
Cellular component (GO): ribonuclease P complex
Source: RefSeq, a predicted model, not a curated record
UGUUGUAGGUUACGGCCGUGCUCCCCGCCGAGGCAGGAGCAAGGUUGUCAACUGCACUGAAUAAUGGAGACAAAGACUUGCACUACUCUAGGGUUUACAUGAAGCUUUCGGAGAUUGUCGAGGGUGACUUCUUCAGUCAAUAUGUGAAGUCCGGUAGCUCUGGCGGCGUCAACAGCAGAGUAAACCCUUGUGCUGACUGCAACGUUAGGUAACAUUGUAAUGCUGUCGGAAGGAAGACCUGGAGUCGAUCGUACCUAUUCACUAUACGAGGGUGUUCUGCACCUUGAAGUGGACAAGCCCACGUUCGAGCGCAUGGGCGUGGCUGGUCACCCGUUGCCCAGCGGAGGCCGCAAGCAUGUCAAGGCUCGCUUCGGUAUGUUGUGCGUUGUGAUCUGCAGAACUACGCUAACGGAUUGCAAGCGAUUGAUAUCGACUUGCGGCUGCCUUCCAUGGUACGUGGCAAGCCCGCUUUCGAACGGAUCCUGUGGGCCUUUCAUAACGUGCUUGACCACAGCGUGGCCUGGCUCUUUUACGGCCGUACGUUACCAGGCGACGGAAGUAGGCCGAUCAACAUUCAUCAACCUAAGGAGGAGCGCGUGGAAGCCACCAUUGAUCAGCUAGAUGGCGGCACAAUGCCCGACUUUCCCAAUCUCGUGGAGGAAGCCGACUACAUCGACCUGACCGAAUUGCUCGAAUGGCUAACGCUAGCGGCCAACGGCUCACCGAGAAUGCUUAGCAGCGACAAGGGCGAUCAAUACCUUAGGCGCUAUGAAGGUCCGCCAUCGGCUCUCGGGAAGAAUGGCAGUACUGACAAGGCUCGUGAACUCAUGCUGUUUCGUUGGCAUGCUUUUGUGCCCGCAUCAUCUGCGCUCAAACUGUUCCUCACUGUUUUGAAGGCUGCAGCCAACGACUGGUUUGCAUUCACUGCCACAGCAUUUAAUGGCGGAGCAUACACCAUUCUCGGACAUGACGCUCUUGCGCUCAUAUGGGAGUAUACCGGUUGAGUGACUAAAG